AUGACUGCGAGAAAACACGUCUUUGGUGUGGUUGAAGAGAAUGAACGCGAACGGGAGGUUAUAUUCUUGCCGUUCACCGGUUAUCCUUCACUAUCUGUUGUGAAGGAAGAGUACGCCAGUCACGGACACGAGUCCUCGCAUGGGUGGCAGGCUGAAAAGAAGAAAGCACGGCUCGUCUGGUGGAAUUCGACGGAUUCAGAAGAGCGCUUAGCAAUGUAUAAUUGUCAUGAAUUAGACCUUUCCUUCCUUUCCCGCCGAGACUUGUAG
Coprinopsis cinerea okayama7#130 is the source of this 267-nucleotide messenger RNA. RefSeq lists its product as hypothetical. Lineage: Eukaryota; Fungi; Basidiomycota; Agaricomycetes; Agaricales; Psathyrellaceae. The coding region runs from base 1 to 267 and encodes 88 amino acids. The transcript has 2 exons. The record is from RefSeq and is a predicted model, not a curated record.